Molecule: messenger RNA, 4643 nt
Organism: Cololabis saira (Pacific saury)
Lineage: Eukaryota; Metazoa; Chordata; Actinopteri; Beloniformes; Belonidae
Product: NACHT, LRR and PYD domains-containing protein 3-like
Exons: 10
Coding region: 64-4218 (1384 amino acids)
Molecular function (GO): protein binding
Source: RefSeq, a predicted model, not a curated record
UUCUGGGUGUGGAGCUCCGUGUGAAGGUAGAAGGUGUGUGUGAGCUGAUGUGAAUCCAGCAGCAUGGAUCAGUGUGAGGACAGAGAGGAGGGAGUCCUUCCCUCCAAAACCUCCCAGAGGGGAAAAAAAAGAGUUGGAGAGAGUCGGAGAGAAGAAAAGAGGAGACGACCUGGACCUGAACCUGGACCUGAACCUGAACCUGAACCUGAACCUGAACCUGAACCUGGACCUGAACCUGAACCUGGACCUGAACCUGAACCUGGACCUGGACCUGGACCUGGACCUGGUCCCAGCUGUGUUUCCUUGAAGAGUGACAGAUCAAAGGAAAUACUUAUUUAUUUUAAAGAUACCCAACGUUCUCCCUCAGUGAGGAGACGACCUGGACCUGGACCUGGUCCUGGACCUGGACCUGGACCUGGACCUGGACCUGGACCGGGACCUGGACCUGGACCUAGUUCCAGCUGUUUGUCCUUGAAGAGUGAUGCAUCAAAGGAAUUUUUCAUCGGUUUUAAAGAUGCUCCUGGUUUUCCUUCAGAGAGAGUGGACCAGCAGAUCUCAGAGUCCCCCAGUGGUCCGUCUGUCCAGCAGCAUCAGACCCAGCUGGACUCCGUCUUUCAGCUGCUGGAGGACGACAUCGUCAUGUUUGUGAAGGAUGAGCUGAAGAAGAUCCAGAAGUUUCUGAGUCCAGAUUACCCAGAAUCCUCAGAGAGUCUAGAGGACGAUGAAGAUGAAGAGCAGAAGAGCAUCAGAGAGACAUUCAUGAAGAUCACAGUGAAGUUCUUGAGGAGGAGGAAGCAGGAGAAGCUGGCUGACCUCCUGCAGAGCAAUACCAUCGCUGCCGUUUGUCAAUCCAAACUCAAAGUUCAGCUGCAGAAGAAGCACCAGCAUGUGUCUGAGGGGAUCAUUAAAGCAGGAAAGACAACCCUUCUGGAGCAGAUCUACACGGAGCUCUACAUCACAGAGGGAGGGACCGGAGACGUCAACGAUGAACAUGAAGUCAGACAGAUUGAAGCAGCUUCCAGGAAACCAGACGGAGCAGAAACAGCCAUCAGACAAGAAGACAUCUUUAAACCCCCACCUGGAAGAGGAGGACCAAUCAGAACGGUGAUGACGAAGGGAGUGGCCGGCAUCGGGAAAACAGUCCUAACACAGAAGUUCAGUCUGGACUGGGCUGAAGGCAGAACCAACCAGGACAUCAAGUUCCUGCUUCCAUUCACCUUCAGAGAGCUGAAUGUGCUGAGAGAGGAGAAGUUCAGCUUGGUGGAACUAGUUCAUCGAUUCUUCUCUGAAACCAGAGGAAUCUGCAGCUUUGAAGAGUUCCAGGUCGCGUUCAUCUUUGACGGUCUGGAUGAGAGUCGACUUCCUCUGGACUUCCACAACGCUACAAUCGUCAGUGACCCCAGAAGGUCCACCUCAGUGGACGUGCUGCUGACAAACCUCAUCAGGGGGAACCUGCUUCCUUCUGCUCGUCUCUGGAUCACCACACGACCCGCAGCAGCCAAUCAGAUCCCUCCUUACUGUAUUGACAUGGUGACAGAAGUCAGAGGGUUCACUGACCCACAGAAAGAUGAAUACUUCAGGAAGAGGUUCAGAGAUAAGAAGCAGACCAGCAGGAUCAUCUCCCACAUCAAGACAUCACGGAGCCUCCACAUCAUGUGUCACAUCCCAGUCUUCUGCUGGAUCACUGCUACGGUCCUGGAGAACGUCCUGGAGAACGUCCUGGAAACCAGAAAGCGAAGGCAGCUGCCCAAGACCCUGACUGAGAUGUACAUCCACUUCCUGGUGGUCCAGGCCAAAGUGAAGAAAGUCAAGUACGACGGAGGAGCUGAGACGGAUCCACACUGGAGUCCAGAGAGCAGGAAGAUGGUGGAGUCUCUGGGAAAACUGGCUUUUGAGCAGCUGCAGAAAGGAAACCUGAUCUUCUAUGAACCAGACCUGAGAGAGUGUGGCAUCGAUGUCAGAGAGGCUUCAGUGUACUCAGGAGUGUUCACCCAGAUCUUUAGAGAGGAGAGCGGCCUGUACCAGGACCAAGUCUUCUGCUUCAUCCAUCUGAGUGUUCAGGAGUUUCUGGCUGCUCUUCAUGUCCAUCAAACCUUCAUCAACUCUGGAGUCAACCUGCUGGGAGAUCAACGAACAACUCACCCUUCUUCAACCGGUUUCUAUCAGACAACUAUGAACAAGACCUUACAGAGUCCAAACGGGCAUCAAACCUUCAUCAACUCUGGAGUCAACCUGCUGGGAGAUCAACGAACAACUCACCGUUCUUCAACUGGUUUCUAUCCGACACCUGUGGACUGGACCUUACAGAGUCCAAACGGACAUUUGGACUUCAUCAACUCUGGAGUCAACCUGCUGGGAGAUCAACGAACAACUCACUGUUCUUCAACCGGUUUCUAUCCGACAGCUGUGGACUGGACCUUACAGAGUCCAAACGGACAUCAGACCUUCAUCAACUCUGGAGUCGACCUGCUGGGAGAUCAACGAACAACUCACUGUUCUUCAACCGGUUUCUAUCAGACAGCUGUGGACACGACCUUACAGAGUCCAAACGGACACCUGGACUUGUUCCUGCGCUUCCUCCUGGGUCUUUCAGUGGAGACCAAUCAGAACCUUCUACGAGGUCUGAUGACAUCAAACCAAAUAAGAUCACAGAACAAUCAGGAACCUAUCAAAUACAUCAAGGAUAAGAUCAGUGGGGAUCUGUCUGCAGAGAUAAGCAUCAACCUGUUCCACUGUCUGAAUGAACUGAACGAUCGGUCUCUGGUGGAGCAGGUCCAAGAGUCCCUGAGGUCUGGAAGUCUCUCCACAGAUAAACUGUCUCCUGCUCAGUGGUCGGCUCUGGUCUUCAUCUUACUGUCAUCAGGAGAUCUGGAGGUGUUUGACCUGAAGAAAUACUCAGCUUCAGAGGAGGCUCUACGGAGGCUGCUGCCGGUGGUCAAAGCCUCCAAGAAAGUUCUACUGAGUGGCUGUCACCUCUCAGAGGACAUCUGUCCACUUCUGUCCUCAGUUCUCAGCUCUCAGUCCUCCCGUCUGACAGAACUGGACCUGAGCAACAACGACCUGCAGGAUUCUGGACUGAAGCAGCUGUGUCCUGGACUGGAGAGUCCACACUGUCACCUGGAGUCUCUCAGGUCAGGAUUCAUUCAAGUCUUUUCCAGGUCCAGAGAACAUGCUGCUAAACGUGUCUGCAGCAGGACACUUGAGCAUACAACAUGCAGCAGACCUGUGUUGUUUGUCUGCAGCAGGACACUUGAGCAGAGAACAUGCAGCAGACCUGUGUUGUUUGUCUGCAGCAGGACACUUGAGCAGAGAACAUGCAGCAGACCUGUGUUGUGUGUCUGCAGCAGGACACUUGAGCAGAGAACAUGCAGCAGACCUGUGUUGUUUGUCUGCAGCAGGACACUUGAGCAGAGAACAUGCAGCAGACCUGUGUUGUGUGUCUGCAGGCUGUCAGGCUGUCUGAUCUCAGAGGAAGGCAGUUCUUCUCUGGUCUCAGCUCUGAGCUCCAACCCCUCCCACCUGAGAGAGCUGGACCUGAGCUACAACCAUCCAGGGGAGUCAGCAGGGAAGCUUCUGUCUAGACUGGAGGAUCCCUGCUGGAGACUGGACACUCUCAGGGUGGAGCCUGCUGGGCAACGAUGGAUGACACCAGGAGGUCUGAGGAAGUAUUCCUGUCAACUCACCGUCGACACAAACACAGUCAACAACUACAUCAAACUGUCUGAUGACAACAGGAAGAUGAUGUUGGUGGAGGAGGUUCAGUCAUAUCCUGAUCAUCCAGACAGGUUUGAUUCUUGGCCUCAGCUGCUGUGUAGAGAAGUUCUGACGGGUCACUGUUACUGGGAGGUCCAGAGGAGAGGAGGAGUUUCUGUAUCAGUGAGUUACAGAAGAAUCAGCAGGAGAGGAAACUCUGGUGACUGUAGGUUUGGAGGAAAAGAUCAUUCCUGGAGUCUGGACUGUUAUCCAGGUUAUCAGUACCGUGUCUAUCACAAUAAAAGAGAAACAUUCAUCUCCUCCUUAUCUCCAUCUUCAGACUCUAACAGAGCAGCAGUGUACGUGGACGUUCCUGCUGGAACUCUGUCCUUCUAUGAAGUCGUCUCUGACAGACUGAUCCACCUCCACACCUUCAACACCAGCUUCUCUGGACCUCUCUGUGCUGGAUUUGGAUUCAGGUCCAAGUCCAGGUAUGAGUCCUCAGUGUCUCUGUGUCCAGUUUAGUCUCAGGAGUCUCCUGUCAGAGAAACUGUCUCUGCUGGAUCCUGGACUUGGACUCUGGUUCUGGUUCCUCAGUGUCUCCAUGAUGAUGAUGAUGAUGAUGAUGAUGAUGAUGAUGACGAUGACGAUGAACAAGAUAAUCACCAUUUAUCUUAAAUUUUUUGGUUUAUUCACUCACUCACUCAUCUUCUCCCGCUUUAUCCGUUACCGGGUCGCGGGGGCAGCAGCCUCAGCAGGGAUGCCCAGACUUCCUUCACCCCAGACACUUCCUCCAGCUCUUCCGGGGGGAGUCCGAGGCGUUCCCAGGCCAGCCGAGAGACAUAGUCUCUCCAGCGUGUCCUGGGUCUUCCCCGGGGUCUCCUCCCGGUGGGACAUGCCUGGAACACCUCCCUAGGGAGGCGUCCAGGAGGCAUCUGGUACAGAUGCCC